Messenger RNA from Cloeon dipterum, 2544 nucleotides. RefSeq lists its product as uncharacterized. The record is from RefSeq and is a predicted model, not a curated record. Gene Ontology annotation, biological process: retrograde transport, endosome to Golgi; endosome organization; receptor recycling. The transcript has 5 exons. NCBI's taxonomy places the organism in Eukaryota, Metazoa, Arthropoda, Insecta, Ephemeroptera, Baetidae. Gene Ontology annotation, cellular component: recycling endosome; early endosome; trans-Golgi network. The coding region runs from base 116 to 2020 and encodes 634 amino acids.
GCCUGUAUGUCGCACGUCAGCGAGCUUUAUCUGCAGGAAACGGCGACUGAUUCGAUUAUGAGCGGCGCGCGCCACUGUUUCUGCUCCGUUGGUCGUUCUUCCUUGUCCUAGAAUAAUGCCAAUUUUUCCUUGCUUGAAAACAUCGCGGCCUUCCAGCAUGGAACAAAAUCAUACUGAAGAACCAAGUGCUGACAAAAAUGAGAAGCAGGAAUUGCCGGAAAAAGCAGGUGAGAUGCCCGCGGAGGGAAAAGUCUCCGGAUACCUGGACAAACGCGGACGCAUGCUGCCAACAUGGAAGCGUUACUGGUUCGUAUUGGACGGUCCAGUGCUGUUGCGUUUCCAAUCAGAGGAGGACUACAAAAACCUGUCGCCCUGCCAGAGCAUUCUGAACCUUGGACGCGUUGUGACCCUGCGGCCAGCAGGCUCGCGCUCAUCGCCACAAAUCGUUCUCGUCACAGAGGCCAACGUCAUGUACCUGAGAGCCAAGGAACAAAGUGAUCAGCAGAGGUGGCAGGCAGCCUUGCAUGCGUCCAUCGUAAAGUACUCGAACGCGUGGCAACCAGAGUUGAGCAACAGCGCGCGGAGGUACGAGGACGCCUGCCUGCCAGAGCCCCAGAACCAACCUGAGGUGCUAAGCACGAUGGAAAAGGUGCGGCGGAUGGGCCAGCAGUCCCUGGUGCCACCGGACCAGGUGUUGAACGCGUCCAAGAGCCUGCGGAAGGUAUCACCAGCGGUCAACGCGGGGAGAGCGUCACCGGCGCAGGACGAAGGUGUCGGUGAGAUCAAGGCCAAGCUGCCGACUAACUCGGCGGUGCACCGCAUGCUGGAAAGGCGGCAGGAGGACAGCAAACUGGAGAUGGUCGAGAUGGAGAAUCCGACCGAGGACGGCGGGGUUAAGGAGGACGGCGAAAAGGCGGAAGAGAAGAAGCAGGAAACCGACCCAAUAAGUGUGGAGGUUGACAUCAGGGUUGAGGAGAUCGCGAGUUCUGUGCAAUUGGGAGUGGAGGGCAGUAAAAAGGACGACAAGCACAUGUACAGUCAGGUCAACAAGAACCGAAAAUCGUUGCACAUUACACGAGACACUGUGCAAAAUGACAACCCAGAAAAUAACUUGGAAGAGGCCAAAAAUACUGGCAUGCCGCAAGAGACGGAACCUCAGGAGAAAAAUGAGAGUCCGCAACCCACAACGCUGUAUGAGAGCGUGGACACUGUGGACGAAGGAUAUGACCAAAUAAAGGAUACCUACCGCCUUGAGGACGGUUACGAAGCAAUAACAAAUGAAGAAGAGGAGGAGGAAGACAUUUACGCGACGCCCUCUGGUGAACAGGAUAUGGAAGAGGACGAAGAAGAUGAGCCUCUUGUCCCACCCCGGCCACAGCAGGAAACAUUCCACGCGAGUCCAGUGGUAGUGCUGGAGGCAGACAGUCCUGAGCCAGACUACGAGGACACAGAGGCCCUGUUCAGCGUGCAGUGGUCCGAGCCGGAGCCACCUCCAAGGCCGGUGGACAAAUCAGUGGACAGGACUUGCUCCGUCGACGAACUAGACGUCCUGCUCUGCAAGGGGGUCAAAACCGACAUCUUGAACAGCAGCACGUCGUCCGUCGACAAACAGCCCUCGACACCUCAGGUGGUCAGAGCCAUUCCCUGCGUGACCGGAGUGGAGUCCAGGGAGGAGAGAGCGGAAAAGGCCGCACACGAUUGGACACUGGACCUACCAGAUGUGGUGCCUCCAACAGAGCAGAGUGACGAGUCAGACAAGGAUGUUCCUGAGAUGAGCCUCGAGGAGGCCAUGCAGGUCAUUCGCAGGGCUUCGAGACGAAUUCCCAAGGUCUCUGAAAUAGAAGAUGAGAUGCACGAGGCCGUAGUGGUCAGGGUGCACACAGACGACCGCCAGAUCCUGCAACUGGACGGACCAGCGCAGUCCAAGCGGCUCUCGUUCGCCAAAGCUGACCUUGAGCUGACCUUGGAGGAGACCGUGGACACGAUGAAGACGCCGUUUGUGUCUUCUACCUUUGGCUGACCAAAUGCCUUUGAAAUAGCUUCACCAUGACAGUUCUUGCGUUACAAAAUGAAAUAAAUUCGAGGAUAUAAGGAUAGAUGCAAAAUUUAAGGCCUAGAAAAGUAAAUAUAUUUACACUUAAUAUAACAUUCAAUGUCUCCUUUUCUUUCCCCCUUUGAAACCCUUCUUGCCAAGUUGUUUUUUAACGCCAAGAGCUUCCUCAGUGUCAUCAGCAUCAUCGAUGGCAUGCUUUCUCUUGCGACCGCCCUUCUUGUCCUCGAUCUCUUUUUGCUCCUGAAAAUUUUUCAUGAAGGUAAUAAAUUUAGUACGUUUUAAUGGUCAACGAUGCGUUACCUUGAGUGCCUGUCGACGGGCCUCACCAACUCGCUCAUUUAAAAUCAUGACUUCUUGCUCUUCAGUUGGGAAAAGAGGCAACUUUUUCCCAAUCAAAUGUUCUAUUCUUUGAUACAAUUCAACAUCAUACUGAAAAUGCAUUUGACUGAUUGUAAUUUUAUGUAAAUAAAAUCUAUUGAUAAAAAGUAAAA